AUGGCUUCACCGGAGGCUUCCGAGUGUCUGAUCUGUCGACUUCCGUUUGCGCACGCCAAUUCAAUUGACCGGACCGCAUGCCCUUUCUGCAACCGAACCUUUGGUCGGGUGGACGGCGCUCGACGGCACGCAAAGAACUGCCCAGCUAAGGGGAAUCGCCCUCUGCCGCCAGAAGCGAGGCGCGGUAGGAAGUUACACGCCUGUGACGCAUGUUCGCGUAUCAAGGUCUCGUGCAAUGCGAAGAUACCGUGCCAGAGAUGCUCCUCCCGAAAUCUGGCUUGCUCCUACGCACGUCUUUGCACGGAUCCAGCGCACUUACGGGGAUCCGGCCAGAAUAAAGACCGUCCACAACUCACCGGGACCUUCUCCGGGUUACGUUUCCUGCUUAACUGCACUGACCCAAGGGUGAAUUUUGUCAACGAUGUGCUGGUUGCUGGAGAACCGGAACGUGAUCCAGCGACGCCAGCGGCCUGGGAUCAGUGUUCCGUCAACAACGCAGGCCAUGACACCAUCGACCCGCAGCUUUUGUUUUUGAGCUUCAUCGAUCCAUCUUUCGGCUUGGAUUGCGAUGGUAUUUAUGACACUGGAUCUUUUGGAGAUGUAGCCAUAACGCUGCCUGCUACUCCAAACGACGGCCUCGCAGCACAAGUCUGUCUCUUGGAAGCCGACCUUCAGCAAUUGAUCGACAGCGAGUCAAACUUUCAGCACGUUACCUUCCAGGAUUCUUUCAAUGCGUUCUUUACUUGCACCAGUUUCCAUAGGCUCAUAACGUUCUUCUUCCGCAGGCAGCAGCUGCUAGCUAGGAUGAUACACUGGCCGACUUUCGACCCGAGCAAGGUAGACCCCGGUUUGCUCCUAGCAAUCGCCCUAUGUGGCCUGGCCUACUCCUAUAAGUCGGCAGAGUCUUUGGAAUUUGCUCCUGCCGUGGGGGUCAUACAGAAACUGGCAGAGAAAUAUAUCUUCAGACGGCUGAAGCAAUGUCAUGGUCGAGACCAAUCUCGCCUAGCGCUUGAGGGGUGUCAAGCUGCGUACCUGAUGAUCAUCCUCCAAAUCGGCGUAAACGACGGUGACACUCGUCAAAGAGCUAUUACUAAACGACAACCAGCACUCGUGGACGCUUUGAGAAGACUAGGCAUGUUAAAUAGCAAACCCUACUCGCCAACGCUGAAGACCGACUGGCAUGCCUUUGCGUACCGAGAGUCAUGCACCAGACUCGUGGCAUGGGCUUUCUUCACCGAUGGACUGCUGGCUCUUUUUUGCAAUAGCCCACCGAAUACGACGGUGUCGGAGAUGUCUGGCGAUCUCCCUUGCCGAGAUGAGUUGUGGGAUGCCGACUCUUCAACAAGCUUUGCAGCAGAGCAGAACGAAGGAGAACCGCUUUUGCAAUCUCCAUCCAUGAAGGAUAUAGUGGCAGCUUUGUUAGAUGACUAUUGGGAGGAUAACUCAACUGCUGCUUACCAAAGUCUGACCGUUUUCCAUCUCUAUGCUGCUAUUGGAGCAUUUCAGUUUGUACUCUUCAACUACCGGGCUAAUAUGCUGCCAAGGAGUUUUGGUUCCGUUUUGUUGCGCGCGUUAAAUCGGUGGGAGCGUCUGUGGUCCAUUGCCAUUAAUCAGGUUGCUCCUGGCCAACAAGGCUGGCUUGGUGUUGCGAAGUAUUCCCCGGAGUUUGCCUUGAUAUCAAGAAGGAUUGUCGAAGUUUGCAACACGGAAGAAGGAAGGCGCUCGAAAUACCUGCAAUGUACUGCAGAGUAUGAUCUCCAAGUUUUUCACGAGUUCAUGCUGCAGCAUGGUUCGGCCAAUACAGCUGCUACUACUAAACCGAGAGGCGCCUUGUAA
This is a messenger RNA of Ilyonectria robusta, 1836 nucleotides long. RefSeq lists its product as uncharacterized. The coding region runs from base 1 to 1836 and encodes 611 amino acids. The record is from RefSeq and is a predicted model, not a curated record. Gene Ontology annotation, biological process: regulation of transcription by RNA polymerase II; DNA-templated transcription. Gene Ontology annotation, molecular function: RNA polymerase II cis-regulatory region sequence-specific DNA binding; DNA-binding transcription factor activity, RNA polymerase II-specific; zinc ion binding. Gene Ontology annotation, cellular component: chromatin. The transcript is spliced from 2 exons. Lineage: Eukaryota; Fungi; Ascomycota; Sordariomycetes; Hypocreales; Nectriaceae.